AGAUGUAACCUAUCAUAUCAUUAAACAUGCCUACAGCAAGCCAAGCAAUGAUAGUUAUGAGCGGAGAGGGAGAGGAUCCAAGAAUACCACGAAGGAGAUACAACGGAGAGACCGGAGCCUUCUCUGUUGCAAAUUACGAUAUGGAAUUGGCUAUCCGUUUGAAGAACAUUGGAUUCUUAAAUCAGGGAAUUUCUGGUACCGGAUUUUCGGACCAAAUUCCAGGAAAAUAUACAAAGAUGAAAGGACUCUCCACAAAUAUGGGUACAUAUGAUCCAGUUAGAAGGGUCUAUCGUUGGGAAGUGUCUAAUUCACACACAGAAAGACGGCCGCAAAUAAGAAGUAGUGACACUAACACAACGGAAAACAUUGUAUGGUUCCCAAAAAGAGAGCGCGUGGAUAAGAGGCAUGACUUAACAGGAAAUUUAUUGCCAAAACUCAGUGGGAAAUCAGGUAGCACUCCAAAUGUCACGUUAGAGGAUUUGGGAUUUCGAAGGAGAAAAACUGUAACAAGAACUUCUGCUCAUCCUAAGAGUGGAACAUCUCUUGCAUCACUUGGAACAAAGUUUGUUCUGUCUCCUAACGAACGCCACACAGUGUCCAUAGAGAGUGUUUACGAAAAGCCUGAGCAAGAAACACGAGUAGGGGACUCCUUGGAAAACCCAGUGAAAGAGACACCAAAACCUCAAAAGCUUUCAUUACUGGAAGAUGUAAAAAGGACGGUGAAUUACGACAGCCGAGUCCAACCGGCGAUGUACAUGCGCAAAAACCGCCCACCACCGAAUCCGUUCGCAGUCUGUCUUAGCUUCCGGGAAAACGAUGAUUACACCCACACCGAUGUCAGAGACAUCCUGGAAUCGCAGCUUGGUCUCAAAGUCCGCUCUGUUCAGUAUGAUCCUUUGUCGAUCCGCUCAUCGGAUCCGGAUGUGGGAACAAGGUGGAUCGUUACGUACGCUACUCCGGCGGAAUGUGAGUUCGUGGUCAGCAAAGGUGUAGAAGUGAAUGGGGAUAAAAUAGCUAUAAAGCUGCUAGACGACGUUAUUAAUUGUGAAUGUGAGGCAUACGCAUUGUACAGAGAGGAUGAGAGACAGAAAAGGAUUGACGAGGGGAACCGAAUGAUUCGAAAAGAGAGAAAAAGGAAGAGGAGACCAAAAGAUUGAAAAUUACAUGAAUUCCAUUCACAGAUGUUUCAUUUUAAGAAAAGAAACAGGUUCAUGUAGCACAUAUAUUUAAAUCUUUCAGUAAGUGAUCAUAAGCUCGUGAACAAAGAUUGUGUGGACGUCUGAGUGCUUAAAUAUUUACUAGAAAAUUUUUAAGUUUGUCUUUUCUGAGAGUUAACAUAAGAGCGUAUAGAUGUUUAAAAUGUAACUUUAAUGUUCUAUAAUUCAUAAUGGCGAAAACAUGUUUGUUUUUUUAAUUCACUGAAAUGUUAACAUAAA
Molecule: messenger RNA, 1436 nt
Organism: Saccostrea echinata
Lineage: Eukaryota; Metazoa; Mollusca; Bivalvia; Ostreida; Ostreidae
Exons: 2
Coding region: 27-1157 (376 amino acids)
Source: RefSeq, a predicted model, not a curated record